Messenger RNA from Lotus japonicus, 2296 nucleotides. RefSeq lists its product as uncharacterized. Gene Ontology annotation, cellular component: nucleus. NCBI's taxonomy places the organism in Eukaryota, Viridiplantae, Streptophyta, Magnoliopsida, Fabales, Fabaceae. The transcript has 15 exons. The record is from RefSeq and is a predicted model, not a curated record. Gene Ontology annotation, biological process: nuclear DNA replication. Bases 221 to 2086 code for a protein of 621 amino acids.
UUUCCAAAAUUUCAAUCAAUUCAUUUUUCACUCGGUCCCGCUCACUCACUCGGCCCAUUCACUCCCUCUCUCUGGUGAAAAUACCGAUACGACGCCGCUGCGCUCAGUCGCUCACCACCGUUGAAUCUCAUCAUCCUAGGGCACUUUGGAUUCUCGAAGGUCAAUAUCGCCGACGCGUCUUGAUCGGUGACGCGCUGGCGGUGGUGCUCCGAUACGUGACAUGGCGAAAGUAGCCACGGCAAGUUCCGUCCCUCCGAGCUCUCAUCGAAUCAGUGCAGGACCUUUGAAAAGUGGAUCCAUGGUUAAAAGAAAGACGCCAUCGGAACUUAGGGGAGAGCAGUUGAAGCGGGCAAGUGCUGUGGACCUUACUGAUGAAUCUCCAUCCUCUCUUGCUGGUUCUUCAAAUGCUGCUGAGGUUGGUAAUGGAUUUAGAAAACCGGGAUCGUUUAAGCCUCCUCGAUACACCGAGACGCGACUCGAUGAAGUGUUUACUGCUAAAAAGUCAAGGUUUAGAGUUGUAUCUGUCAAGGAAAAUGCAAAGGAAAAUCAAACUAUGGAGAAAACUAGUACUCUGAAAAAUAUGUCUCUUUUUUCUACUUUAGAGGCUAAGAGACCGCAAGGGGCUUCAUGCUUGGAGAGCUCUGGCACUUCCACUGAGGCCAGGAUAGAUGGUCCAUUGCAAGCUUGUCAAACUAAUGAAAAGUGCGGCCAAGGGAAGUUUCUUAGUGUUUCUGAGCUUUCACAAGCUGCUGAUAAAUCUUCUGGCUUGGCAGCAUCUAUUGACAUGGGCAAAGCACUUAGAGGACUAGCUGCAUUUGAACCACAGGUUGAUAAUGGCUUAGCUGACGAUUCAUCUGAAAGACAUGGAGAAUUGAAAUCAAGCAUCAACGGAAGUUUCUUCUCUGAAUGUCAUGUACCCGGCCAGAAGGCUCCUCUGGAUCUUACUCUAAAAACCAGUAUGCGAAUAGUUUCUUCCUCUUCAGUAAAUUGGUCAGUUAUGCGUGGUACCAUGUCUCAACCAGCCUUCCAGCAAUGUCCUAUUAAAAGUCCAAACACGAGAGGUUCCCAGGGCUUCAAAGUUUUGCAUUCAUGGUUGUAUCCCCAAUCUGUUCUGCCACCUUCGCUGAUAUCAGUGUUGAGCUCAUCAACUGCAGAUGCAGAAUUGGAGUUCUUAAAAAAACGACAAGUAGCUUGGGAAGAAUCCUUUCGAGACCUCUAUUACAUGCUCCGGAAGAACAUCUGCGGCCUCUUUUAUGUUUGCACUUCACAGUUUGUGGUGAUGUUCACGGGUGGUGACAGCACAGGGAGAUCCAAAUGCUCAUGCAAUGCUUAUAUCUCUCAAUCAACCAUAGGUUUGAGAUCAUUGCUAAAAGAGCAUGAUCUUUGUUUCUCUAUGCCUCUCUGCCAUUCGAAAGUGGAACAAGCUGCUACUGAGGAUCUAGUUGAGCUGUCAGAGAUAGAGAAGCAAAAUUUAGGACAGACCCGGCGGAUAAGGUCAUUCUCUGACAUUGACAAUAGCCCGCAAUCUUUGUUGGUUUUCAGCGGCAACAACAAUGUACAUGGUUUAUAUGACUUUUUACUAAAUUACAGAACUCUCUUGACCUCUCUGUCUGGUGUUGACGUACCUGUCUUGUGCUCUCCUGUGCCGUUUCAGAAUUCGGCUCUGUCUUCUCCUGAUAUUAAAUGCAUGGAGACAAGGAGAGCUGAACAUUUUGGUGCUUCUUAUAAUGAAUCUAUUGGGAAAGAUGGCGAGUCUGCACCAGAUGGCCUUUGCUAUAGCAUUGAAAUUAAGGAUGCACUUCUUCCACCUUGGAUUAUUUGUGGUAUGUGUGCAUUGAUUGGCUCUGAAGGGAGAAGCUUUGAAGCAAGUUUUGUGGCGGAACCUAGCUCAAUUGGCUUGAAUGUAGCGUUAAAACCAACUUGUGAGAAGUCAGAAUCUAAGGCUGCUGGCAGUAAAAGCUUGGAAGACUGCAGUGAUACCUUUGGCAUUCCAGAAGCGGUAGUCACGUCUAGCAUGUGGUCAUGUUCAGUUAAAAGCUUAAAGUACUGCAAUGCUUCUUAUACAGCAUCCCUGUCCCCUGUAUAAUCAUAUCAAGCCAGAGGGAACUUUUUUUUUUCUCAAAUUGUUGCUUCCCAUAACCCUCCAGAAAAUGAAAAACAGGAGGAUUUUGUAUUUGUGAAUCCAAAACUGGAGGAAUGUGUUACCAACCAACUUUUAUUUGUAAAAUCUGUUCCAGUUGUGAGUUCUAGCAACUGGAGCAAUUUAAAUACUUCAUUCAGGUUUACAAAGUUGGAA